UAGAGGCGGUCUGGUAGAUCAAAUGAUGAAAACCAUGGAACAAUACGCGAACAAUUUGGAGAAGGUGGUGGCUGAACGAACCGGUAUGCUUGAAGAUGCUAACGUUCGUGCUGAUCGAUUGUUGUCGCAAUUGCUACCGAAAUACAUCGCAAACGAACUGAAAAAUGGUCGAUCGGUUCCACCGAAAACAUUCUCUCAAUCGACAGUGAUGUUCUGUGAUAUCGUCGGAUUCACGAAUAUGUGCUCGAACGCUACUCCACAAGAGGUCAUUUCAAUGCUCAACAGUGUCUACAGUGGAUUCGAUGAGAUCAUUGAACGACGCGAAGCUUACAAGUUCUUGGCUGGUUAUGUGAUUCCACAUCGUAGAGGAGAGAAGAUGACCGUCCGUCUUGGAUUCCAUACAGGACCAGUUGCUGCAGCUGUGGUUGGUUUAAACGCUCCGCGUUAUUGUUUGUUCGGCGAUACGGUGAAUAUGGCAUCUCGUAUGGAAAGUACUGGUGAACCGCAAAAAACACAAAUCAGUGAGGCAACGCAUUUGAUGCUUGAACGACAUUACCCGGAAUACAUCACAACCUAUCGAGGACCAGUUGAAGUCAAGGUUAAAUGGAUAUUGUAUGAU
Anisakis simplex (herring worm) is the source of this 619-nucleotide messenger RNA. Lineage: Eukaryota; Metazoa; Nematoda; Chromadorea; Rhabditida; Anisakidae. The record is from the annotation of a GenBank genome assembly.